AUGCAGGAUGAUAACGAAAGCAUAGAUGGAAAUAUUCUCGAAAAGCAAUAUGAGAUAAUAAAAUGUGCUAAAAAUCAUGAUUUUAUAAAAUUUCAAAUAUUAAUACAACCUUAUAUUUUAAACAAUGAUAUUGAAAUGCUUAAUGCAAUAAAUAUUAUGCACUGGGCAUGUUAUUCUGGUUUUACAGAAUUAGUACAAAAAUUAAUUGCUCUAAAUUGUGAUAUAGAAAAAGAAGAUUUGGUAAAUAGUGACACACCUAUUUAUUAUGCAAUCAAAAAUAGUAACUAUGAAAUUGUAUUGUUACUAAUCAAACAUUAUGGUAGUUCUAUACUUUUUCAUAAAAAUCGAAGGCAAAUGAGUCCAUUCCUAACAGCUAUAUCUGAAUUUAACGAAGAUAAAAUAUUAGAAGCUUUACACAUUUUAGAAUUUUUAUAUUUAAAUGGAAUCAGUUUAGAAGAACAAAAUGAAUAUGGACAAACUGCUCUAUUCUUAGGAGUAAAAAAAAAUAAUAUAAGUAUUUUACAAUGGUUAUUAAGUAAAAAUGUUAAUAUAAAUCAUGUCGAUUUUUAUGGGAAUACUAUUUUACAUAUAGCUGUUCGUUAUACUGACAUUGAUAUAUUAAGAUUACUAUGUGAUUAUGGAUGUUUAAAUCUAGUUUAUUAUUCUACUUUUGAAAAUAAUAAUACAAAUGUUUUUCAAUUAUGUAUUAACAAUAGAUAUUUUUUAGUAUAUAUAUUACUUAAAAAAUGGCUAAUACAAAAUAAAAUUUGUAAAGGAUUAAAAAUAUGUAAAACUAUUUAUGCUUUUUAUUUUUGGUUUUUUGCCUUAUUAAAUUUAUUUGUUUAUAUUAAUAUAACACAAUCAUUUUUAGAAAUAAAAAAACAUCAUAAUAAAUCAGUUAUAUGGAUAUCUUUAUGGUUAUUUCAACAACUUUUAUGGUGUAUCUUAUAUUUUAAAAAUCCAGGGUUUUAUAAAGAAAAUAAAUUUUUAACUAAUAGAAAUAAAAAUAAUUCAAAUUACAUGUAUGCUACCGAUUUUAAAAAUCAAGCAGAAUAUCAAUUAAAUAAUAUCGAAAAAGAAAUAUUUCAAAUAAAUAAAAAAUUACUACAAACAAAUAAUAUAUUAAAUCCAAUACACAAUGCAAAUCAAAAUGAAAAUGAAAUAUUAGAAUAUAAUGACAAAAUCAUAAAUUUAAAAUAUAGCAAAUUGUCUUUAUACUCUCAAGUAUCCCAAGAAAGAAUUAAUUCAUUAGAUGUUAAUUAUAGGAAUGCCAUAUUAUAUAAUCAAAACCCGAGGAAUGUGUGUGUUACAUGCAACAUCAUUAAGCCACCCAGAGUUCAUCAUUGCGCGGAUUGCUUCCAUUGCAUUGUCCAUCAAGAUCAUCACUGUGUGUGGGUAGACAAUUGUAUAGGAAUAAACAACCAACGAUCUUUUUAUAUGUUUAUACUUUCCGCCUUUAUUUUAUUACUAUUCAACUAUUAUUAUGUAUUUCUAUAUUUCAAAUUAUUCCAUAAUACCAUAAACUAUGCAUUCGCUUUAUUAGUUAUAUUAUGCAAUUUUAUUAAUAUAACUUUGUUUGCAUUUAUAACUUACUUAUUUGCACGUAACACAAAAACUAUAUUAACAAAUGUAACUUUUUAUGAACACUUCAAAAGACCUACUCACAUAACAGAUAAAUACAAUACCGAAUUAGAAUGCUGGGAAUUCCAAAAUCUAAAUUUCAAAAAAAUUAUCAAAAAUAUAUACAAUUUUUGGACAUUAAAUUAUGAUGAACCUUAUUUAAAAUAUGAUAGAAAAAUAGAAAAUGGUAUUUAUUAUGCGCUAGUUCCAGAUACCGUAUAA
Molecule: messenger RNA, 1842 nt
Organism: Plasmodium yoelii
Lineage: Eukaryota; Apicomplexa; Aconoidasida; Haemosporida; Plasmodiidae
Product: palmitoyltransferase DHHC1, putative
Exons: 8
Coding region: 1-1842 (613 amino acids)
Biological process (GO): peptidyl-L-cysteine S-palmitoylation; protein targeting to membrane
Cellular component (GO): endoplasmic reticulum; Golgi apparatus
Molecular function (GO): protein-cysteine S-palmitoyltransferase activity; protein binding
Source: RefSeq, a predicted model, not a curated record